This is a messenger RNA of Cololabis saira (Pacific saury), 1905 nucleotides long. It is a transcript of the gene p2ry12, whose product is annotated as purinergic receptor P2Y12. Bases 120 to 1196 code for a protein of 358 amino acids. Lineage: Eukaryota; Metazoa; Chordata; Actinopteri; Beloniformes; Belonidae. Gene Ontology annotation, cellular component: membrane. The transcript has 3 exons. The record is from RefSeq and is a predicted model, not a curated record. Gene Ontology annotation, biological process: G protein-coupled receptor signaling pathway. Gene Ontology annotation, molecular function: G protein-coupled purinergic nucleotide receptor activity.
AAAACACUGAAAGUGACAGGAAUAGACUGAUCGUCUGCAUCACAUCACACAUGGACACAAUCCUGCAGAGAAGGACCUUCAGACGGCACUGAUACACAUCCAAACAACCAGGCACGGACAUGGAGGGAAAUACAACAUUGUUCCCUGGCAACCGCAGCCAGAUCAACAUCACCUGCUCCCGUGACAAUGUUUUGAAGACGGUGCUGUUUCCUGUCCUGUAUUCCUGUCUCUUUCUGGUGGGGAUGUCACUCAAUGCUGUGGCAGUGUGGGUGUUUUUUCGCAUCCCUUCACGAUCGCACUUCAUCAUAUAUCUGAAGAAUGUUGUUGUCGCAGAUGUCAUCAUGACCCUCACGUUCCCUUUCAAGGUGCUGUCAGACUCCAACAUGGCAUCCACAAACCUACGGAUAUUUGUGUGUCGAGUUUCCUCUGUGCUGUUCUACCUCACCAUGUAUAUCAGCAUCCUUUUCUUUGGCCUCAUCAGUAUUGAUCGCUGCAGAAAGACCCUUAACCCCUUUAGAGGCACUAACUCUGCCCGGCUGGCCCGAAGAAAACUCCUUUCAGGGGCCAUCUGGGCUUUCCUGCUGAUCCUCAGUCUGCCCAACGUGAUCCUUACAAGUAAGACCCCAAAUUCUCCAUAUUUCAAAUGCAGCGACCUGAAGACAAAGGCGGGGCUGUAUUGGCAUGAGGUGGUAAAUCAUAUCUGCCAAGUGAUUUUCUGGGGAAACCUGGUGACUGUGUUAGUUUGCUACACUCUGAUCACCAAAGAGCUGUACAGGUCUUACACCCGCACUAAGUCCCACAGCCCUGAGGGGUCUGUAACUCCGGCGUCAAGUGGGGGAACAACUCGGAAGCCCCACCAUGCCAAAAGAAAAAUGAAUGCAAAUGUGUUCCUGGUUCUAGCGGUCUUCUUUGUGUGUUUUGUGCCGUUUCACUUCGCCCGGGUGCCGUACACAAUGAGCCAGACCCGUGGGGUCCUCUUUGAUUGCAAGCUUAAGCUUUUCUUCUUUCAGCUGAAGGAAAGCACGCUUUUCCUCUCAUCCCUCAACUCUGUACUGGAUCCCCUCAUCUACUUCUUCCUCUGUAAGUCCUUCAGGAGCACUCUGUUCAAGACCCUGCAGCUGCCUCCUGGUACCUGCAGCAGACUAACAGGGAGAAGGUCAGACACGUAUACAGGAGACUCGUCUGUCUGUACAUAGUCACAUACCCACAGACUUUGGUGGUGUGGGAUCUGAACGAGCCUCCUGUUGACUGACCAUGUGACACAGUACUUUGUGGACAUUUUGCAAGUGCAUAGACAAUUAGCAGGUUUUCCAACAGCAAUUCACAUUCGUCUUGAUAACUCCUGGUUAAAAAUGCAAUGAGAACAUUUGAACUGUCUUCUUUGAAGAUCCUAAUAAUUUGUACUGAAAAUAAUUUCCAAGAGAUGCACUGUCAUCUAAAAUUUGUAUAUGUUUUAAGGUGUAUACUGUUUGUACUCACACUGUUUCAGUCUUAAUUCCUAAUGUAUGUUCUCACUGACUCGUGUCACUAACAGUGAUCCUUAACAAUCAGCAACAAAGUCAAUUUUUGUAACAUGUUGGCUGAAGUACUGAGGGACUUUAGAGUUGUCAUGGUCAGAUUUUACAAUCUGGGGUAAUAUCCAAAUGUGUGUGUUGCAUUCUGUUGCUCUCCAAAGUGAUUUAGGCCUUUAAUUUUUGAAGAAAUUUACUAUGAAACUACUAUAAAGGAGGUAAAUAUCUUCAUAAUGUUGGCAUUACUGGUUUUUGGCCCUGUGGUUCUUUCUAAUCACAUUGCAAAUUAUGAUUUUACUCUUCAGUUUAAUAUCUGACUUGGUUAAAAAUGUUUGUUACAAUAUAUAUUUGCAGGUAAAGUCUUGCCUCAGAAUAUUAAGAAUGAAAUUGAAUA